GAUGUACACGAUAGUGACAGAAAACCUAGCGCAUUUCUUUAUGCUUUACUUUCUUCGUACUUUAAAUACUUUACAAGGCAUUUUAGACAUGUAUUCACAAUAUAUGACAUGCAGAUAAACAUUUUUAAAAAACGUAGACAAGAUUAUGUGGACAAAAGACAAAACAUUUAUUGACUUUUCGGUUGCGUCAUAUUAUCAAAAGAAUUGUACAGGACCUUAUUAAAAGUGAUCAAGAUAAGUUUGACUUGAUUCUGACAGUAGCGGGAGUGUGCGUGUUGGGAACGAGGCUCCAGGCAGGGGCCGCUUCCUGGGUGCGUUAGAAGCGUCACGCAGGACAGCGUUGAAGUGGUUAAACGGGCGAUGUGACGGCGAGUUUUGAGAAGAUAAGUUUAGAGCAGGUUGGUUGUGGAGGCGAACAAUAAUCCAAACGAGGGAAUUUAAGUAUUUUAUAAGGACACACAGCUAACUGGAAUAACUUGUGUUGAUAUAAUUUGGGAUAGAGGGCAGACGAGGGCAGCCCCGUGAGGGCAAGUGUGUGCUGUGGCGCUCCUGUUAGCGAAAGAUGAACAAGAACCACCGAGUGCCGAGCAACCGGACUUUGGGCGCCGUGGAGGUGAAGAGCAAGUUUGGGGCUGAAUUCCGCCGGUUCUCCCUGGACCGGUCCAAGCCGGGCCGGUUUGAUGAGUUCUAUAGGCUCCUACAGCACAUGCACCGGAUUCCAAACGUGGACCUGCUGGUGGGCUAUGCUGACGUCCACGGUGACCUGCUGCCAAUCAACAACGAUGACAACUACCGCAAAGCCAUCUCCGUGGCUGACCCCGUGCUACGCCUCUUCCUGCAGAGGAAAGAGGAAGCCGACUACUCUGCAUUUGGUCUGGACACUCUGACCCGUCCCAAGAAGACUGUCCUAGCGGCCAUGUUGCUACGGCCUGAUGCCAACCGGAAGAAGCCCCUUGUGAUCAUCAGCCUGCCCAGGGACUUCAGGCCUGUCUCCUCCAUCAUCGAUGUGGAUAUCCUCCCUGAGACACACCGCCGGGUUCGCCUCUACAAGCACGGCCAGGAGAAACCACUGGGCUUCUACAUCCGAGAUGGCUCCAGUGUCCGGGUCACGCCCCAGGGCCUGGAGAAGGUUCCUGGGAUCUUCAUCUCCCGCAUGGUGCCUGGGGGCCUGGCUGAGAGCACUGGCCUGCUGGCCGUCAACGACGAGGUUCUGGAGGUCAACGGCAUCGAGGUGCAAGGCAAGUCCCUGGACCAGGUGACAGACAUGAUGAUCGCCAACAGCCACAAUCUCAUCGUGACUGUGAAGCCGGCCAACCAGCGCAACAACAUUGUACGGAGUGGCGGGGCAGCGUCCGGGAGCUCGGGGCACUCGUCCGACAGUGGCACCAGUUUCUACGGCUACUCCUCCCCGGGCAUUGCCUUGGCGACGACUCCGGCAGACAUCAUCCAGAACUUCCAUCCAGAGGAGCUGGAGAGUGAUGAGGAUGAUGAGGACCUGGUGAUGGAGGUGGACGGAGAGGCCAUGCCCAUCCCACGGACCUCCUCGGCCAGCUGUACCAUACCCUUCAUUCCUCGCUACAUGCCCCACCUGGACCUCCGCACCACCAACGGAGCCCUGGCCUCCCACAACCGCUCCGGCUCACUGCGCACGCUCAGCACUGCCGACAGCGGCCUGGAGGGAAGGAGCUUAGAGGAGGAAGGCACCGUCAUUACACUGUAAACACACACUGUCGUAAGUUGCACAGUAUUUACGGGAACGCAAACACAUAAUCUGACAUACACUGAAGCGUACCCUCAUGCAUACACAAAGAACGACAACAUCCACACAUGCGUUGCCAUAGUAUCGACACCGCCCUCCCUAUGCUCUCUGACAGACACAUUGAUUACCCGUGGUGUUUUGUGUGGAGGAGGAAAGUGACUCUGCCUCUGAUAAAGGCCUCCAACUUCUCAUUGACAACCAUAAAAAGCACUUGUUUCUAUUUCGUGAGGGGGAGACUGUGUUUCUGUGGUCUUCCACUUGAGGGCAGCAAUGAGAUGCUACACUGUUGUUUUUUAAAGUUUGUGAACCAUAGGAAAGGACUGAUUUUAAUGAACAAAUGAAUGAAUGAAUGAAUGAAUGAUUGCAGACAUCUUUAGGCUUUGACCUUACCCUAGCUAUUCUGCCCUGGUUUGUUUGAUAGAGGAGACUACAUUUCACAAUCUGCUUUUGCCUUGUCACUUUGCAAACGACAACAACCACUCCCCUAGGAGAUUACAGCUUGUGAUUUGGGAACAAAAGUAAUCGCUUCUAUCCUACAUGUUACCAUACAAACUACCAAAGAGUAGAGGUCUGCAAUAACACUCAGAUUAUAGUCUGAGGAGAAACAAUGUAUAUGGGUCUCUCUUCAUGGACCCGGACAUUAACCACACUUCCUGUGUUUCGUCUCCAAGCUUUUAAUGUUGAUAAUCACCAAGGAAAAAACUAGAUGCAACUGAAAUGACAACAUCUCUUAAAGGGGCAAUCUGUAAUUGCUACAUCCAAUUUUAGACUUUUAAAUGAAGUAUAUAUAUAUAUAUAUAUAUAUAUAUAUAUUUGAUUCUUGAAGAAUAUAACUAAUAAAAGCCUUCUAUUGUCGAACCCCAUCAGAAUCCAAAAUAUAAGCUUGUUUUAUACUCCUUUGUUUGUAGACUAGGUAAAUACAAACAAACACUGUAUAGCGUCAACAUGGUUAGAACUCUAAUUUUGUUAUCAUGGAUUGUCAUUCCUUGUAUCCGUAGAUCUGUCCAUGGGUUCGAGAGGGUUUUCAUUUCUAUAAACCCCAUCCUUCAGCCUUCUACCAAAAUAGUGGCGGGGAGUCUGUUGUUUUGAACUGCAGAUUUCCGCUUUAAAUAUUUUCAUGCUAUUUCUUUUACGGUUUUAUUUCAAUCUAAAAUGGUUCACUAAGUAUCAAUUCACCGUCACGGAUCAAACACCUCAUCUGACAGGUGUGCUGUCCCUGCCUGGAUGAAGAUCCAUCUUGUUUUUCAUCCCAACUUCUCUUUCCUCACGACAAGGGCAAUUUCCCCACUUCGUGUACAUAGUGUGACAGAAUGUGAUUGUAAAUGUGAUUCUCUGAUUUCUCAGACCAUGACGCUUCACUCAUCUCAGCAUGUUCUCUCUCUCGCUCUCUCAUCUGUCUCUCUGGUUUGGGAGGAUGUAUUUGUAACAACAGAUGGUGGCUUUCUUAGUUUUCCAACUCUGAGUUCACUUGGAUGUGUCCUGAAUCAUUCACAUUUGAAGAGUGUCCUCGCUUCAUGUACAGUAUUUAUUCACUAUUUCAUUGUAUAUUGUUUGGAGUAACCCCUCAGUCGAUCUUCAACAGAAUGUGAUACUGGUAUAGAUGACUAGCUGGACUGUGACACUGAGUACUACAGAGAUGUUACGUAACUUAGAGCUAGUGACCCCAGUGAGAAUGGAUGGGACUGUUAUAGAACCCAGUCUGCAGAAAGAAGUACGUUUAUUUUGUCUUGCCCACGCUCUCACACAUACCGACCCGGUCUCUGUGUUUGAGUAAGGUGGAGUUUGUCUAGCGCUAUGCAUUAUGACUUGGAUCAGGUGAGCACAGGUCUAUUCCCACUUGUUCCUGGUCACAUGACAUCACCUGAUGACUGUACCUACCUGUUCAGGAAGGUGAACACCAGCAAGUUCAUUAGAAUGUCAUUAGUGUAGAGCCAAAACACAAGACAGGAUAGCACUGCAGAACAUCCUCAUUCCAAUAGAUUGUAGUUUUAUUCUGUGUGUUUAGUUGCCAGUGAGCUUGUUGUGAAGUAUAAUGAGAAUUUAGACUAAGGCUGUACUCAACAUGUAAACAUUAAAUGACGCUAACAGACUCCACUGAGAGCAGAUGGUGUAUCGAUGUCCAUUUCUCCUAUUGCUUUUUACAAUCCUCUCUGAUGGGGAAGCUAAAUGUACUGGGAACAGUUGCCUCCCUCACCCCCCUCUCUCCUCCUCAGUCUGACUGCAAUGGGUCUUACCUGCAGAAAUACCUGAUGAGAAUCAUAAACACUGGAUCACUGUAAUCAGACAUGCCAUCUACCCAGAGUAGGGUAUCAUGUGAACUCCACUAGCCCUCCCUAUCAGACAUGCCAUCUACCCAGAGUAGGGUAUCAUGUGAACUCCACUAGCCCUCCCUAUCAGACAUGCCAUCUACCCAGAGUAGGGUAUCAUGUGAACUCCACUAGCCCUCCCUAUCAGACAUGCCAUCUACCCAGAGUAGGGUAUCAUGUGAACUCCACUAGCCCUCACUAUCAGACAUGCCAUCUACCCAGAGUAGGGUAUCAUGUGAACUCAACUCCCCCUCCUUUUUAUACUGUGAGGUACAGUACUACUCUAUUCUCUUAUGGUACAGGGUGUAGAAGAGUUGGGAUUGCUUUCACUCUCUCCCUCUCAUUGAAACAGUUCUGGAACAUUCAAGGCAUGAUGAGUCACAUUUUAGAAUGGAAAGAUUUGUAUUUGAUUUUUUAUCUGUUAAUUUAUUAUUGUUUUAACUACACAGGACAUGGGGAUCGUAACCACAACUAUUUAUUUUCUAAUCAUGUUUCAGUAUAUUCCUUUUCAUUGCUAGGUCAGUAAACAUUUUAAUGUGUUAUAACUGAUCCAGUGUGUUAAUUCAUGGUUUAAUUUCAUUUUCUAAUCUGUUCCCUUUUUUCAAAAGUGAUUUUGUUAAAUAGCUUAUUUUCUGUACAAACAGCUUCUAGGGGUGUAGAUUAUGACACUUUCCCUGUACUGUGAAUUCCUUUAUUCCUGGGAGAGACCUGUAUGUUUCAGAGAACACUAACCAGGCUCCGGAAUUUGGUUUGUGUUUGUUCUUUUUUUUUUUUUUUUU
Oncorhynchus kisutch (coho salmon) is the source of this 4844-nucleotide messenger RNA. Its product is annotated as partitioning defective 6 homolog beta. The transcript has 3 exons. The record is from RefSeq and is a predicted model, not a curated record. Gene Ontology annotation, cellular component: cell cortex; nucleus; apical plasma membrane. NCBI's taxonomy places the organism in Eukaryota, Metazoa, Chordata, Actinopteri, Salmoniformes, Salmonidae. The coding region runs from base 563 to 1720 and encodes 385 amino acids. Gene Ontology annotation, biological process: regulation of cellular localization; centrosome cycle; establishment or maintenance of cell polarity. Gene Ontology annotation, molecular function: protein binding.